AUGGCACCAGUAUAUGAUACCGCAGCCAUACCAGGUACACUCACCCUGGUGGAUGUGAACCAUGUCCUGGAGGCGAGGCACUUAGACCGCGGGGACCGAGACAUUGUGCUGGUUCCGACCCCUUCGAAUGAUCCAGAUGAUCCUCUCAAUUGGAGUCCGAGGCGGAAACUGCUAUCGACUGCUUGUGUGAGCGUCUAUACAUUGUUCUCCGGGAUUGCUUGCUCGGUCGUCUACUCGGUCCUCACGCCUCUCCAUGAAGCAACGGGAUUACCCGUGAAUACCUUGAAUGAGGGCACGGGGUAUAUGUUCUUGUUGGCCGGAUGGGGCUUGUUAUUCUGGCAGCCGUUUGCUAUGCAAUAUGGCAAGCGGCCGACAUAUAUCUUGUCCUUGAUUGGUAUCCUGGGAGUGACAAUGUGGGGUCCAUACGCAAGUACCAAUGGCCAAUGGAUUGCACGCAAUAUCGUCUCCGGAUUCUUCACAGCACCCGUUGAGGCUCUCCCUGAAAUCUCGGUUACAGACGUGUACUUCACACACGAACGUGGAUUGUACAUGGGAUUGUACGCCUUCUUCCUAGCAGGAAGCAACUACUUCGCACCAGUCAUCUGUGGCUUCAUCGCCCAAUACCAAGGCUGGAGAUGGGUAUUCUACUGGCCAAGUAUCUUCGUCGGCUGCGCAGCCAUCUUCCUCUUUUUCUUCUGUGAAGAGACAAACUAUGUGCGCGAGCACGUUGCUGUGCCUAGUGCAAUUGUGCGGACUGGUUCGUCAACACAGAGUUCGAACAGUGUUGAAGAUGCCGAGAACGAGAAACAUUCUCCUAAUGUUGAUUCGACGCUUGAAGCGGAGGCUGGUGUCAUGCACUCUAAAAAGUCUUAUGCGAAGAAGUUAUCGCUUCUGGGUCCGCGCCAGAAGCAAAAGACUAUGUUCCGUCGGUUCUGGCAGAUUCUGUAUUAUCUGUCGUGGCCUGUUAUUUUCUAUGCUGGAUUCUCCUAUGGCUCGUACCUGGUUCUUUUCAACAUCUUGAAUGGGACUGCUUCCAUCAUUCUCGGUGGGGCUCCAUACAACUUCGGGUCUUCCAUGGUUGGCCUGAGUUACUUAGCAUGCUGUCUUGGUGUGAUUCUUGGAUCCAUUUUCACCGGCCGCUUCAGUGACUGGCUCACUAUCAAACUCGCUCGCCGCAACAACGGAGUCAUGGAAGCAGAGCACCGCCUGUGGCCAUUCCUCGCCUGUCUGGUGCUUGUCCCUGCAUCUCUUAUUCUAUGGGGAGUCGGCGCUGCCCACGAGGUACACUGGUUUGGAUUGAUUGUCGCCAUGUGCAUGCUUGCCUUCACCAAUACCUGCGGGAUUACACUCAGUGUCAACUAUUUCAUUGACAGCUACCGAGAGCUGAGUGGUGUUGCUAUGGCCAGUGUCAUCUUGGUUCGCAAUACCAUGUCCUUUGCCAUUGGCUAUGGCAUUACGCCCUGGAUUGAUAAUAUGGGUUACCAGAACUGCUUUAUCUCUGCCGCCUUCAUCGGUAUGGCAUGCGCUGCAGUGUUCCUAUUCAUGAUCAAGUUUGGCAAGACAUUCCGUGAACGCACACGCGAGAAGUACUGGAAGCUUGUCCAGGAGAACUGGGAGCAUGGAAUGGGCCAUUAA
Penicillium antarcticum is the source of this 1635-nucleotide messenger RNA. Its product is annotated as putative MFS transporter. The transcript is spliced from 9 exons. Gene Ontology annotation, biological process: transmembrane transport. NCBI's taxonomy places the organism in Eukaryota, Fungi, Ascomycota, Eurotiomycetes, Eurotiales, Aspergillaceae. The coding region runs from base 1 to 1635 and encodes 544 amino acids. Gene Ontology annotation, molecular function: transmembrane transporter activity. The record is from RefSeq and is a predicted model, not a curated record.